UCUGGGAACAUCAUUGUCCAGAUCUCCCUACGGAGCUACAGUACCUUCAAGUUACAAGUUGGAAUACUAAAACAAGAAUCAGGUUAGCCUUUAAACUGCUAAAUUCAUUUAAUGUUGCUUCACACCUGCUACGGAAGCACACAACGCUAUGAUGCGCGCUAUGCACGUUUUGCAACAAAACAAAAAAUCUGGAUAGUGCUUUAGAUUUGUUGAAAAUUUGCUUCAACCCAUCAGAUGAACUACCCAGAACUGGGUAGUGGCACGUCAUCAUUACGAAAUUUCUGCGCUCGAUCCUCAGACGUCAUUAUCCUGGGAAACGCCACCUCCCCCCUGAUUAUUUUUUCCCUCCACGCUCUUUAAAAUUACCAAAAUCCAUUAGUGGUCUAUUGUCAAUGCUGCGUUCUCAUUGGUUGAGCUACUACUAGGCUUUAUGUUAUAGCUCACUAGUAGCGAAAGGCGCCGGCUUUUUUGGCGGCAAAAAGAGGAUUAAAGUCUAGCUUUAACUAGCUAAAGUUGUCUUGUAUCGAUAUUUUUGACCAACUAGUUGGAUUUUACUAGAACAAUUAUUCAUCUCGCCCUCGUGGCCUUUGAGUGGAUAGCUUAUUUGACCUUCGGCCUCAUGUACUAUUGACUCAGAGCAAAUUUGGGCAUUUGAAACUGCCAAAUAUAGUAAGUCACAUGCUUUAAUGUGCCCUUUUUUGUUUGUUUUCAGCAUUUCCACUGAGUAACUGGAGGGUAUCCAUUGACAAUACUUCUACAACAAGCAUAAGAUUCUCCUGGCAAAACCUGCAAACACUCGUUGGUCAACAAACAAGUCAUUACUUUAUAUUCGUCAAAGACUCAUAUGGUAGAGGUCUAAACGCAUACAUCGUACCAGGAAAUACUAUUUCCCAUGUGGUAUCUGGACUGACAGGGUAUAGGGAGUAUCGGUUAUCUGUUGCUGGUGUUAAUUACAGUGGAAAUGCCUACAACAGCACAGAGAUCACAGCAUGGACAGAAGAAGGGGGUACGUGCAACAUACUUAAAGAUGUUUUUUUUGUUUUGUUUUGUUUUGUUGUUGUUGUUGUUGUUUUUUGUUGUUGUUGUUGUUGUUUUUUUUUUGGGGGGGGGGGGGUAUGUCUCGUGCAUCACAGGUGUAUGCAAACAAACUCUUAGUAUGUGAAGAAUGGCUGUGAGAUAGAAACUCCACACCACUCCCACUGGUCGAUAGGGAGCUUAAGCAACAACCGCGGCGACGGCUUCGAAAACAUCAAAUAAAAAGUGUGUUCGCGCUGCUUAAAACUUUAUCGCCCUUAUUCCAUCUCGUGCUAUUCAUCAGAUGUUGGCGAAUUUUUCUUGAGUUGAAUUCUAAAGGGCUGUAUUAAAGUUCAGGAAAAGAAAGAGGGUCGUUGUCUUGUGUUCACGUCCUCCACAAAACGUGAAAUUAAGCAGUUUCACGUCGUAGUCGUGCAACGACGGCAAAGAAAUGAACAAAAAGACGUGAUGCACGUGCAAAGUUGUUGUUUUGCUAAUCAAACCUAUUGCCUUUUUGCCGCCCGCGUUGCCGUCGCCGUCGUUGUUGCUUAAGCUUCCUAAUAAUCCGAACCGAACGGUUUUGGUUCAAUAUUUCCCGUCGGAAAGUUUUUUUUUUCCGCGGAGUCAACGUUUUUUAAUCAACAUUUUUGUUGUGGUGGUGGUGAUUGUCCUGUUCUUACUAUUGAUGUAGCAUAAAUUAAAGCCGCGACGAUGGACCAUUUUUACAGUUGUGGGCUUAGUACCCUAUCCUUCGGUGAAUGUGCUCUGCUUUCUGGGAAAUUCUCCUUGAACAUGAAAAAUAAUAGUAAGCAUCAGAACAACACGAUUUACAAAAGGAAAGGUCAACUCCAGGCUCGCUUCUAUCUAUAACUGUAAAAUAACCUAUUUCUUGAUCUGCUCUGACAAAGGCUUAGGAAUCGCAAUAUGCGAUUGAACCCUUAAGGGUGCCCAAAAAACUUAAUAUUCUUGUUACUAUCACCGUACGUACACUAUGUAACCUAACUUAGUUGUGCUUAAAAAAAAAAAGACAAACAAACAAACAAACAAAACAAACGAAAAAAAAUCAGAUAUUAAGAUAAUAGAUUGCAAAAUAAUAUACAUUUUCUGUUUUCUUAGUUCCUAGCAGGGCACCGUCAUAUAUCCGACUUUCAACGUUACAGUUUGUUGAGGUGAAAGUACAGUGGAAUCCACUCUCCGAGCAAUACGCCAAUGGACGUAUCCUUCGAUACAAAGUCUACUAUAGGGAAUACAAACGUUACUCAUACAUGUAUCAUGCAAAGAGUGUUUACACUAGAAGUGCAAAUGUUACUAUGGUGAUACUGAGAGACCUGAAACAGGCUACACGUUAUCAAAUAGCAGUGACAGCCUUUACUUCUAAGGGCGAAGGACGACGCUCGUCCUGGUAUUCAGUAACCACAGGUAAUGCAUUUGUUUGUAGGUGAUACUGAUUGCUAUGUCUUUUCUUUUAGAGUGAGUAUUUUGGGCAACUCGAUAUUAUUUAAUCGCAGGAUUGAUCAAAUCGCCAUCAAAUUAUCUAUGAAUAAAUGAUAAAUGUUUCAUCUCAGAAAUGUAAUAGCAAUGUGCAAAAUGUUAACAGCAAAAACAUUGACUACGUAUAUAAAUUAUUAAAUGUCUGUGAUAGUCCCAUUUAAUUUCACAUUUUUUACGGCAAAAAUUUAAUCAUUCCUAAUCGUUAAUUCAAAGCAAAGGAAAAAAGGCCACUGUUAAUUCUAUAUUAACUCCAGAAUGAGGUGGAAUCUGUUCUUACAGCCACUAUCAGUUCUCCACAACGGGAAGCUCGUUUUGUCCCGUUUAUGUAUUGUUUUUUUUUUUUUUUUCUGUCUAUUUGUUUUUGUUUUAUUUUUUCAUGUGUUCUUCUGUUUACAAUCGUCAGCCGUUGUCAUUAGCCUAUUACCCCUAUCUCUAUCCUCGGAGACCUAGGGGCGGUCAGUUGGGUCGGGGGAAAACUGGCCAAAGUUUUCAAAAACGGGCGAGAGAGUCCCUGGGAUGCAAUUAAAACGUAGACAAGGAAAACGCAAAUUUAAUGCUUGGAAUUAUUGUGGCUUUUAUAAUGCUUUUCUUUUAAAUCUUCGAAAAAGGAUGCGACAGCCUUAUGUGCUUACUUUUUUUAAAAUAUAUUUUUAUAUAUCCAGCCCGAUUUUUGAUAAAGUUAUCGUCAAAUGGACUUUUUGCGUCUCCAAAAGCUAGUAGAGACCUUUAACAUCGGGCUUUUCAUGGAAAACCGCAAACCGCAAUUGGCAGUUUGCAGUUACGCGUUUGCAGUUUCACGUAGCUGAGAUUUCAAAUUUUAGCAAGGCUUCGAGUUGAGUUCAUUCUUAUUUAACCGAAAUAUCAUACAAUACAAGUAUACAUAUAGGAAUUGUACGGUUGCAAGGGAGCCCAGAAGAAACCAGGAGGCUUAUGAAGCCUGGGCUCCCCUGUCACAAAGAAAUAUUAAAAACUAAAAUAAAAUAAAAUUCGUGGAGUGAUAAUUUUUUGUAAGAAAUAGGAAUUAAACAGAGAAUGAGUUAAGUUAUGGAUUAGUAACAAGAUCGAAAAAAAAAAAAACUCUGGAUUGGAACAGAAAACUUUCUUAUCUUAGUACGGCAGAAAGGAACAAUAUGAAAUCAAUUUGAACCGUGACGCGUUCAUUGUUUAGUGUCACCACGUUCUUUUUCAUCAAGUCGAAGUGCAUCACUUUUAUCGCCCAAGACACAGGAAUAAUUCAAUAUUUUGAGAUCAAUAAUCCAACAAACAUAUCGUAAACGGAUAUAAAAAGCUAGUUCGUGCCUUUAAACGCGAGGCUGUACAAUUUUUAGUGGCAAAAAACCUUGCCGUAAAUCACUUACCGCUGGAAGCCCUUCCUGCGGUUCAAACGUGAACUGCAAACUGCAAACAUGACCGCAAGCCCGUGGUCACGUGACAUUUUGCGGUUUGCGGCGUUCUAUGAAAACCCUGAUGCUAAAUGUCUCUAUCUCCUUCUUUCCGAAGGAGAUAGAGAUAAUGAUGUUAAAUUAACGCAGUUCCGGAGAGGAAGAAAAUGACGGUAACGCGGUGAAAAGAACCCUGCAGACUUUUCCUUUUAGGCCAAACAGUCCGACCAAUAUUUCUAAUACCUAUUUAACUUCUUAGCACUGGUUAUUUCAUAGGCUGCAGAGGAUAUAUAAAUCAAUCAUUUGGCCAGCUACAGUUUGGCCCAAAAGAUUAUUAUGGUUCUCUGCUGUGCACCUGGUCAAUUGGAAAUGCAGGAAUCGAACAAGCAGUUGCACUUAUGUCAAUACAAGAUCUCUACCUGCCAUCUUUCCAGUGA
Messenger RNA from Porites lobata, 4324 nucleotides. The record is from the annotation of a GenBank genome assembly. NCBI's taxonomy places the organism in Eukaryota, Metazoa, Cnidaria, Anthozoa, Scleractinia, Poritidae.